Messenger RNA from Echinostoma caproni, 1989 nucleotides. NCBI's taxonomy places the organism in Eukaryota, Metazoa, Platyhelminthes, Trematoda, Plagiorchiida, Echinostomatidae. The record is from the annotation of a GenBank genome assembly.
AUGGAAAACUUCUCGCUGUUCUAUUCGAAUGACGAGGAUGCAAUCAUGAGUUACAACGAUAUCCGCAAUUUUCAAUUGGCCUGGAAUGUGAUUGACGUGAAUCGCAAGGGGGUUGUGAAAGCCUAUUACGUCCGUUUUCUGCUACGCUUGAUUCCACGAGAACGCGUUGGGUUCGAUUUGUCUCGCAAGAAAGAUCAACAGCUGUUUAAGGAAAUGUGCUACGAAGUGGAAAUGUUACGAGGUGGACGAGACAAAGAAGUCAGCUUUCAUGAUGUGCUCAUGGUCCUGGCUUAUCGUACGGUGGAUAUCACUAAAACCCUACAACUUGAGGAACUGAUUGCUCGAGAGGAAUUAGAAUACGCAAUCGAGGAGGAAGUGGCUCUUUUUAUUCCCCUAACUGCGUUUAAUCAGUUUUUGCUUUGCUUUCAGAAACAUGGCCAACUGAAGUUCACCAUGCACACAACUGUGGAUCGUCAACUCAGUUUAAGCGUGGAUGAAACCGAAGGUGGGAAGAAAUCCCUGUUAGAUUGUCCCCAGUCUCCGGCCAGUCCGGCCACUGUUAAUCCUACUGGAACAAAGAAACGACCGGCUUGUCUGAGUUUACACAAAGAAACUCAUCGGGGCAUGGAGCAACCAACGGCUGCAAGUAAAGAACGCGCCAAUAUGAUUUGUGCUCCCCUGCUUCCGGUUAAUACCGGUGGCACACCCACUACACAACCGGGUGCAGUGCCAUCGAACAUAGACAAUUCACCAUCCUCUUUAUCAACGAGUGGUAGAAGCCAUUCAUCUCAUCGUUCACGCAAAGGUUUAAGCAUUGACAAAGUCGAAUCCACCGCGCUGCUUGAAACAGAUGAGGAAAAUGAGUUGGAUGAUACUGCAGAUGCCAAAGACCACAAGAUCUCUCUGAGGUCUAAGGAAAUCACAGACAACUCGACCACAAAACUCGGUGGCAACUCGUUGCUACCGAAUGCAUUGGGCACCAACACACAUGCUAUUCGAGGUAGUUCGACAGCUGGUUUGGGGAAGUCGUUGGAAAAUUCCCUGCAUCCACCUUUUGUGGACACAUGUGCAACCAAUGUGGAUCAGAGCGCAGAUACGAAUGAAGGCAACGAUGAGAUCGUUACCAUAGAAACCGGGAAGCCAUCGUUGAACAAGUACGGCGGAAAACCGGGCACACUUAAAAAUCGCCGCAGUUUUGCACGUAGUUCUGCUCUCCCCGACGUGGCAGAGGAUUUGAAUGAACAUGGAGAUUUGCAGAUAAUUUACAAAUGCUCAACCACAGCUCAGAUGCAUGUGAUAGACGAGGCUGAAGAAAGUCAAAAUGUUAGCAAAGUGACUUCAUCAAAAUUGUCGAAAAAUCCGUCUGUAACUGUAGACAAUGCGGUAAAACGUGCUCAGACCUCAAGCACUAGGAGACAGAAAAAAGGGAAAAACUCCCCGCCAGUUUCAUCUGAGGAACCAAUAACAAAACCGAUCGUUGUCGUUCAAGAAACAACACAUGAAAAAUCAAAUCCAAUGACUCAAGCAGAUACUCAAUUGAUCCAAGAGUCAUGUGAAGAGGUCAAGAACUGGUGGCGUGCUCAGUUGAGCUACAGUCCGGUAUCAAGUCCACCGGCCGGUACAUCUGUCACUCCAACCCGAGUUUCAUCCACGACACAUUCCACACCAAAUACUGCCAUUUCUAAUGGCUCCACAAGUGGUGCUCAGUCCGGGAAAACGGACACAAUCGUCAAUAUCCCUGGUACGUAUACGCUCGGCCCAGCUGCACAUGGGAGAACGAAACAAGCUAAUCCUGCCGGUCGCUUGGCUAGUGGGACUUCUGUGGGCAAACGACGCACGGGGACUGCGGCUGCAAUUAUGCGACGCACACAAGCCACGCGUGGAAAUACACUUUUAGGUACGUGCAUAGAUGAGGAUGUGGAUAGUGAUGUGCAAUUUGACGAAGCGGAAGAACUGCUCACAUUGCGGAACUAUGCAUCGCGGUUCUAG